AUGGCCGGCGUGUCCGUGUCGGAUACGUAUCCGACACGGACACGCAUUCAGGACGGGGGAACGGCGUGUCCCUUUUCCCAGUUUCCGGCUGACGAGGGCGGAUGCGGGUCGAGACGGGCAGAAGCGGGUCGGACAUUUUUUUGCGUUUUUCACUUCACCGCCUGUGCUUCUAAUUCUCGUUCUUCAUCUCUCACGUUUAUUCAUGGUUCACGCUGCGUCGCUGCCUCACCCGCUCUGCUCUGCCUCUACCUAUUCACAAUUCACGUUGAUUCUCGACCAUCUGCUCUGCCUCUACCUCACCGUCGUUCUUCAGCUUCAUUGACUGCGACACGGCUUCGGUGGAUCAGGGAGCUGCUAGCUCCAGUGGUACGGUGUUUCCCGGCGAGAACGACCACACUGUGGAACCAGGUGGUGAUAAUUGGGUUAAAGGGAAAUGAUGCAGGAUCUGUGGCGCGUGAGGAGAACGCGCCACCUAGAUGUAGGAAUUACCGAGGCGUGAGGCGUCGGCCGUGGGGAAAGUUCUCUGCGGAGAUCCGGGAACCGCAGAGGAACGGGGCAAGGACAUGGCUUGGAACCUAUGAGAGCGAGGAGGACGCAGCUUUGGCUUAUGAUAGAGCUGCUUUCAAGAUGCGUGGUGGAAAAGCCAAGCUCAAUUUCCCACACCUUAUUGGAUCGGAGCCACCGCCGGAGCCGGCAAGAGUGGUCAUUAGAGAGAAGCGGUGCAGCUCGCUGGAACUUUCGUCGCCGUCUAACUGUACAUCCGAGGAUGAUGGAUCUCAAGGGUCAAGUAAGAAGAUAAGCCUGGCCGGUCUAUUGAACAAGUUAGCAACAAAUGGAAGCCACGUCGGAUUCCGUUGA
Messenger RNA from Prosopis cineraria, 858 nucleotides. RefSeq lists its product as uncharacterized. NCBI's taxonomy places the organism in Eukaryota, Viridiplantae, Streptophyta, Magnoliopsida, Fabales, Fabaceae. Gene Ontology annotation, biological process: regulation of DNA-templated transcription; ethylene-activated signaling pathway. The transcript has 3 exons. Gene Ontology annotation, molecular function: DNA binding; DNA-binding transcription factor activity. Bases 1 to 858 code for a protein of 285 amino acids. The record is from RefSeq and is a predicted model, not a curated record.